Molecule: messenger RNA, 2311 nt
Organism: Paramacrobiotus metropolitanus
Lineage: Eukaryota; Metazoa; Tardigrada; Eutardigrada; Parachela; Macrobiotidae
Product: beta-alanine transporter-like
Exons: 2
Coding region: 255-1997 (580 amino acids)
Biological process (GO): transmembrane transport
Cellular component (GO): membrane
Molecular function (GO): transmembrane transporter activity
Source: RefSeq, a predicted model, not a curated record
CGUUUAAUGUCUCGAUAUGCAAUCCAUGAGUGUAUUUCUAAAUUGUACGAUAAUGAAUACUAAAGUUAGAUGCUAAAGUGCGCGACGGCAGACAGCUGUUUGAUACUGUAACAAAAUGGAGCUUUACGAUACUGUACGUUUAAUUAGUUGUCAGCGAAAAAACUUGGAGAAGAUUAUAAGCAUCGUACUGUAACUACUGUUGCAUUUUUGUGAUAUCCUGCUUGGAGGUGUUUAAGACCGGAAACACCUGAAUCAUGGCGCGUGCUAAUGAGAACAUUAUGGAAGCGGAUAACAUUCCCGAGGUACGGCAAAAAGCAGCUUCUUCACGGGGAUUUGACGGAAUUCUGGAAGCAGUGGGGCCGUUUGGACGCUAUCAAAAGCUUCUUACAUUCGCAGUGUUUUUGCCAGCUGUGAUACCGUCGGGAUUCUUGAGCAUGUCAUCAGUGUUUUUUGCGGCCACGCCCGGGGACUAUUGGUGUGCCCUCCCUCGUGACAGCAGUGCCAACGAUUCUUGGGAAAUCUUCACCGAUUUCACCAGUGUCUCGCCGGACUUCUCCAAACGCAGCUGUGUGAUGCCCAUUCGUACGGACAACUCCACUCAAAUCAAUACUACCAUCCCAAUGACAGCUUGCGAAUUCGGCUACGAGUACGACCGGUCGGUGUACGAAAGCACCGUCAUCACCGAAUGGGAUUUGGUGUGUGACCACCAUUUAGAGGGCACAUUCACCUUUACCAUUUUCACCCUAGGCGGUUUAGUGGGCCCCUUGAUCUGGGGCUAUUUAGCGGAUCGGUUCGGGCGACGGAAAGGUUUCUUCUUAUGUGUCGGCUUUCAGUCCGUCUUUGCCGUGCUCACAGCGUUUGCUCCGAAAUAUUUUCUCUACUGCAUCUGUCGCUUCCUGGUGGGAAUGACAACAUCAGCCAGCUAUACAAUUCCAUUAACGCUUAACCUGGAAAUUUCCGGCCCCAAGCAAAGAGCGCUGAUCUGCGUGCUGCACUCGUUUGCUUACAGCCUGGGGUGUCUAAUCUUUGUGGGUGCAGCGUACUUCCUCCGCUCAUGGCGCACAUUAGCCCUGGCCACCGCGAUUCCCGCUACAAUUAUCUACAUACUGAUCUGGAAAUUUUUUCCUGAAUCACCCCGCUGGCUACUGAGUAAAAACUCCAUCCGCCGCGUCGAUGUGUUUGUUCGGAAAUUAUCGCGUGUCAAUGGCAAAGUGUAUCCCGAAGAAGCGGAAGUCAUGCUAACGACGAUGGGCGCCAGUGCGGUAGCCACACCCACACGAAAACCCAACAAAUCCUCGCCGCUCGAUUUGGUGCGCACGCCGAAUAUGCGCCGGAAAACGUUGAUUUUGGUCUUUCUGAAUAUUUGUAAUAAAGGUGUAUCGUUGGGACUGAAUUUUUAUGCCCCGUUAUUCAGCACGCAUCCUCACCUAGGAGCGUUGUUAAACACUUUAGUCGAACUGCCGCCGUACUUAUUCGCCAAAACGGCGUUGGAUUUCAUGGGACGGCGGAGUUCGUUGUUCCUGGGUUUUCUAACCGGCGGAAUAACGUGCCUAACAGCCUUCACCAUUCCUUACUCUGUUCCGAGUUUAGUACUGAUGCUAUCGCUCGUUGCCAAAUUUUCCAUCACAUUUACUUAUCUCGGUAGCAAGUUAAUGGAGGAUGAAUUGUUCCCGACGGUGGUGCGCAGUGAAGGUCACUCUUUAGUUAGUGUGUUAUCGUCCAUAACGACUUGUGGUGUGCCGUUCAUUGUCGAUCUGGGAUAUACAUUCCAAGUCCUGCCCCUGUUGAUAUUUGGCAGUUUGUGCAUUGUGGCAGCGCUGGCUGUGUUUUUCUUGCCGGAAACCGCCUACCAACCAUUGCCACAAACUUUAUCAGACGGGGAAAAUUACGGAAAAAACAUGCCAUGGAAAGCGCAUUUUCGCUUUUUUCCUGUGCGCCCACAAGAAAACAAUAAAGCGGCGGCACUGGAGAACAAGAUCGGCAGUGCUGACUGCUGAGCAUAUGGGACUGCCGGCCUGAAACAGUGGCAUCGACUUUUUAGCCCUACCGCUGAUGUGGUAAAGGGAAAAUAACUUCGCUGUAUACUAAGUACAUUAAUAUUAUGGAUAUCAUUAUUUUUUGUAAAUUCUGGAUCACGGCUUGUGCGGUUUUGUGCGUUUUUCAUGUUACUCGUAUCGUUUGAUGCGCUUCUCAAGCUCGAGAAAUUUUCACGAGUCUUGGAUAUUUCCAGAUAAUUGCAACAGGUCCAAAAUGACAUUGGUUGUGAUAUACUAUUUUGUUUUUCCUGAUCGCGAUCUUAAAAACACUUUUA